CUAGUGGCCCUGGCGCAAUUCUAGGCGCCGUUGUGCAAACGGGCGAGAGCUCCCGAUUCGAAUCGUAAUGUCUUAAACGUAAUCGAUUCCAGGUGCAAUGAACUCAAAAUUUCAGAUGCGGAACGCUAAGGAUGUUCAAUUGAUCGGAACGAGAAAUCGUACAACCCGACCGACUUGCUGUUGGGGUUUCUAAAUCAAAAAGAGGGCAGCACCUUUUCUUUGUCUGCGAAAUUCACCCCCUUGUGCCAUCAUGCAACAAGCAGAGCUGUUUGACGAGGAGGACUUCGGCGCUACGUCAUGCUGCGCUCCGCUCCAACUAUCGUACGCUCAGCUCAGGAAGCCCACUGAGGUAGAAGAUCUGGUGUCAGAUUGGCGGACGGAGAACGUCUUUUGGACAUGGCCGUUCUUCGGCCCGCUGCUGUUCGAGAACAGAACCAGUGAUGCGCGGGAUCAUUGCGCGAACGAACGUACAUUUCUAUCUUUCCUUCGACUGUCAGUUUAUAUGGCCGUCGUUUCCGUCGCAAUCGUCCUGUCGUUCCACCUGAAAUCGCAACCUUCUAAAUUAGAGCUACAAAUGGCGCGGCCACUCGGGUUCAUCUUCUGGUUGUUGUCACUCGCUUGCUUGAUGGUCGGAUUCUGCAACUACAUGCAAACUGUCAAUAAGUAUAGCCGGAAAGUGGCAAUAGUCCAAUCAGGAUGGAGAACACAAUCAGUUAUGUCAAUGAUAGCUUUGGCUAUAGUCGGAACCUGUAUCAUUAUGUUGGUUGUCGCGAAAUUGCAUGUCGAUGUGCAAUAAUUUGAAUAAUAUUGAAUUUUCUCUUUUCAUGGCCGGGAGAAUUGUUAGGCCCCAGUCGCAAAAACUU
Molecule: messenger RNA, 863 nt
Organism: Truncatella angustata
Lineage: Eukaryota; Fungi; Ascomycota; Sordariomycetes; Amphisphaeriales; Sporocadaceae
Exons: 5
Coding region: 251-796 (181 amino acids)
Source: RefSeq, a predicted model, not a curated record